Molecule: messenger RNA, 1207 nt
Organism: Microplitis demolitor
Lineage: Eukaryota; Metazoa; Arthropoda; Insecta; Hymenoptera; Braconidae
Product: RNA-binding protein 48
Exons: 5
Coding region: 105-1079 (324 amino acids)
Cellular component (GO): nucleoplasm
Molecular function (GO): nucleic acid binding
Source: RefSeq, a predicted model, not a curated record
CAGAAAAAUAAAUAUAAACAGAGACAUCGUCGUAGCAUCUUCUGUAAAUAAAAUAUUUAUUUAUUUAAUUGUAAUUAUUAAUUUUUAUAUAUAAAAAUAAAAAAAUGUCUGAACCAUCAGUAAAUAAUAUUAAAAAACUGGAUCAUCAUAUACAGCUUGAUUUAUGUCGUACACGACCUCCUUAUAGACAAGGAAAAAAAUUAACAGCAAUUAAGGUUUAUACAGUCAAUGAUGAAUCACAACAUAUUAUAAUAUCUGGUGUACCAAAAUUAAAAUUAAUUGAUGAUUUGAGAAAAGUCAUUAUACCUUAUGGAGUUAUUAAAGAAUUAAUUGUAAUUAAUGAUUAUCCAGAUGAAGAAUUUACAGAAUCAUACCAUGUACGCUAUGAAAGAAUACAAAGUGCUAGAAUAGCUAAACGUUUUUUGGAUGGUAAAAAUUUUUUUGGUGGAAUUUUACAUGUAUUUUAUGCUCCUGAAUUAGAGUCAGUUGUAGAAACUAGAAAAAAAUUGAUUCAAAGACGUAGAGAUAUUUCAGUAAGAAUAAAAAGACAAAAAGAAGAUGCGGCUAAUUUAAAAAUUGAUGUAUUCGAAGCUAGGCCUCAGUAUAAUAGACAAAAAAAAUAUCCAACAUUACCACUAACAGAAGAGAGACUGAAUAAACAAUAUCCUAGUGAAUCUAUGACUAGUAUUUAUAAUGGAAUUCCAAGAAAUAUAGAUCCCCGUCCAGUUUGCGAACCAAAACUUCCUUCACCUAAUGAAUUACAAUUACAAUCAAGUAAUAAAAAUUAUAAAGGUCGAAAAAUUGAUGAUAGUAUUAAAGUUAGAGUUGAACGGCCUAAAUUAAUUGAUACAAAAAAAUUAUCGCAAUUUAAUGAUUCUAUGAAAGAUGUUAAAAUUUUUUCGGCUGUAAAGAAAGUUGAUAAAGGUAUAACAAUUAAAUUGCUUCCCAAUACCCAAGGCACAAAAAAACGGAUUAUUAUGAAAGACAAAAACGUAACAAAUUUACUACCCAGUGAGGAUCUUCAAACAUCAAUUGCAUCAGCAAAAGCUCGUAUUCGUGAAGCGAUGGAAAAAAAUUGAUUAAAAAUAUUUAUUAAGUGGGAAAAAUUCAUAUUCUUAAGUAAAUAAUUUUUUUACGUAUAAUUUUUAUAAAAUAAUUUGAAUAUUUAAUUGAUCUUAGGUUGUGAAAUAAAGAUAAUUAUCAAAUA